Messenger RNA from Caenorhabditis briggsae, 897 nucleotides. The record is from RefSeq and is a predicted model, not a curated record. The transcript is spliced from 3 exons. Gene Ontology annotation, biological process: L-proline biosynthetic process. Lineage: Eukaryota; Metazoa; Nematoda; Chromadorea; Rhabditida; Rhabditidae. Bases 1 to 897 code for a protein of 298 amino acids. Gene Ontology annotation, molecular function: pyrroline-5-carboxylate reductase activity.
AUGACUGGUAGCAAAGAAUUGAAAGACGGGUCAUCUGAAAAUGCUCCUUUAGUAUUUAUUGGCGGUGGGAACAUGGCAGCCGCUUUGAUUACGGGAUGUGUAGCAAAACGUUUCGUCGAGAAAGAUCGUGUCGUAAUCAGUGUUCGGACAGAAAAAUCUGCAGAAAAAUGGAGACAAAAGGGAUACGUUAAUGUAUUCACAAAUACGCUUGAAAUGUUGGAGAAGUAUCCGACGGCUAUCUACAUAAUUUGUGUUAAACCUCAAAUCUUUAAUGAAGUCGUUUCAAGCUGGCCUGUAAAUUCAAGACCGAAGUUUAUAGUUUCGGUUAUGGCAGGAGUGCCGCUUCCAACUCUUAGUGCUAAACUUCCAUUUGUGUCCGGAAACACUACUAUUAUACGCAUGAUGCCGAGUGUUGCAAGUUCAAUCGGUGCUGCUGCUACGACGAUGUGCUACGAAAAGAACGACAAAAUUGAAAACCAAGACACCUACAUCAAGUACGCUCGUGAGUUUGCAGAAUGCAUUGGAACUGUCGAAAUCAUUCCGGAACGGUGCUUCAAUCCUGCUAUGGCAAUUGGUGCAAGCAGUCCUGCAUGGACUUUCAUGUACAUCGAAUCUCUGGCCGAUGGAGCAGUUGCACAAGGACUAGGAAGAGCUGAAGCAAAAAGAAUUGCUGCCCAGGCGGUGUUGGGUGCCGCCCAGAUGCUUCUAAACUCGGAGUCUGGGUUCGAUAUCGAAAAGCAGCAUUUCGGAUGGCUCAAGGAUCAGGUGUGCUCUCCAGGAGGAACAACUAUCGAAGGAGUUCGGGCUCUUGAAAAACAUGGCUUCCGCUCAGCAGUGAUUGAAGCCGUUUCUGCCGCUUCAAAGAAAGCCGAUGACAUGGCGAAAACAGCUAAAUAA